Molecule: messenger RNA, 908 nt
Organism: Colletotrichum navitas
Lineage: Eukaryota; Fungi; Ascomycota; Sordariomycetes; Glomerellales; Glomerellaceae
Exons: 3
Coding region: 213-809 (198 amino acids)
Source: RefSeq, a predicted model, not a curated record
GGAAGACCAGCGCUGCAUCAUCAUUAUACGUGACAUUUAUUUAACCAAGUCCCUCUCUGGUUCUGCUUCAAUCCUGGGAUGUCUUCACCACGCCAGCUCCCACUCACUGAUUACUCUCUUUCAGCUCAUCAUUCGCUUUUGAAUCUUUCAAAGUUUCAUCCGUUCUUUUAGCCACAGCCAUAAUCCCGUUCCAACGGCCAUCGCAUACCAUAAUGCAGCACAUUGGAGCUCUCUUGUUGUCGCUUGCAGCCGUCGCAGCUGCGGUUCCUGCGGGAAACCUGCCGCGAGCCGCUUCUGUCUCUAACAGCGCUCCGUUCCAGAUCUACGCCUACGGCGACGGAAUCGGAGGCCUUCCCCUAUUCUCUACAGGAAGCGAUGCUUUCUUAGGUGAUUAUGCCAAUUUCAACGACCCUAAUGCAGCUCCCGUAACAUUCACUCCUACCAACAAUGCUUGGCAAGGGGCUCCGAAUACGACGGCUCUCAACUCCACCACCACCCCCACCUGGUCCAACGUUACCUUCUCCAUUCCCACCGACGGCGCCUCUGACCACAGCGUCGGUUUCCUCAACUCCAGCUCGACUGCUUCUGACCGUCAGACCAGCGGUUUCCUUACCUACGGCAACGUCAUCUUUGUCUCGGGCGAAUCGGGCAACAUGGUGUCUAUGUGGUACGCCACGCCCAGCUCUGUUGAGGGCAUCUACUCUCUCAAGUGGAACGUGACCGACGACUCGACCGAGGAUAAGAUCGUUCUCGCUCUAAAGAAGACUGUUCCUUCCACCGCCCUCUUCCCAGCAAUUCAUCAAGCCUAGGAGUCGCGGUCUUUGAAGGUCACUUUUGGCCGUCGAAUGGUUAAUAUUCCGGAUCGCACUGGAUCGUCAUGUUCUUUCCAUUCUCGUUCAAAACUUGGU